This is a messenger RNA of Penicillium malachiteum, 351 nucleotides long. RefSeq lists its product as uncharacterized. The transcript has a single exon. The record is from RefSeq and is a predicted model, not a curated record. Bases 1 to 351 code for a protein of 116 amino acids. Lineage: Eukaryota; Fungi; Ascomycota; Eurotiomycetes; Eurotiales; Aspergillaceae.
AUGAUGCGAGGCACCAGUUGCUCCGUUACAUGGCUUAUGAUACAUCGUGCUCAUCGUGAUGCUGGAAAAUCCGAUUGUGCAGUCUCGGGACUAGCAGCCAUUGGAAGUCUAUUCUGGUUUCAUCAUAUCACGGACAGCGGAGAUUGGGCGCGAGCUUUUGUCAAGAUGGAGCAACACAACUCCGAGGAUCCUAACAAGAUCUCGGCUAUCCUGAGAGCAAUGAUUGUGGAUGGAGCAAAGCAGGACCCUGUUCCCUUUGUUGAUUCCUUCCGAGGAGAAUUUUCUAGUGUACCCGACGACAACAUGGAUGAUUCAGAUUCAGAUUCAGAUGAUCGUACCCGGUCCGAUUAG